CUCCAAGCAGUCCAGGGUUGGCCUCUGAGCAAUCACAUGCCCAGGGCGGUGACUUAUUAACUUUGAGCCUAUUGGAGUGUGUUACUACUGUAUCCCUAAGACACCUAACCCAAGGCCAGCCCUCGGAGGGCCCAUAGACAGGCUCCUCAGGGCAAGCAGCUAGAGGAAGCAUGAGCCAGAUCAUCACCUUAGGGGAGUUGGUCAACCUGGCCAUCGGGACGCCGGAACUGGGCCAUGUUAACUUCAAUGCCCUUCAUUUCUUCCUACACAGCCUUCUGGAUUAUCUUCACCUGGGGGAUGUGACAAAAGAGAUUCCCGAGGACGAGUGGGGUUUUCUGAAGCCCCGUAGCAGCGCCACGUCUCCUGUAACACUUCCUGUAACACCUUCUGGCUCAGCCCAGGAGGUGAAGAAAUCCAGCUCCAUCUUCCAUCAGAUGCACGACAGAAUUACAGCCCUAGAGAGGCAGCUCGAAUUCCUCAAUGACACCCCUUCCACUGAGGAGCUGCUGGCCCGCAGCCAAGGAUCCAGCCAGGCCCGCAGCCAAGGAGCCGACCAAGCCCGCAGCCAAGGAGCCGACCAAGCCCGCAGCCAAGGAUCCGGCCAGCUCCGUGGCCAAGGAUCCGGCCAGCUCCGCGGCCAAGGUGCCGACCAGGCCCGCGGCCAAGGAUUGGACCAGGCCCGCGGCCAAGGAUUGGACCAGGCCCGCGGCCAAGGAGCUGACCAGGCCCGCGGCCAAGGAUUCGACCAGGCCCGCGGCCAAGGAGCUGACCAGGCCCGCGGCCAAGGAUUCGACCAGGCCCGCGGCCAAGGAUUUGACCAGGCCCGCGGCCAAGGAUUCGACCAGGCCCGCGGCCAAGGAUUCGACCAGGUCCGCGGCCAAGGAGCCGACCAGGCCCGCGGCCAAGGAUCCGACCAGGCCCGCGGCCAAGGAUCCGGCCAGCCCCGUGGCCAAGGAUCUGGCCAGCCCCGCGGCCAAGGAUCUGACCAGUCCCGCGGCCAAGGAUCCAGCCAGCCCCGCAGCCCAGGAUCCGGCCAGCUCCGCAGCCCAGGAUCCGGCCAGGCCACCCAGGACAUGUGGCAGAUGAUGCAGCUGAAGAAGAAAAUGGAAGUGAAUGAGGAAGGGAUGGCCAAGGCCAUGAUGAUGCUGCAGGAUCUGCUGGACAACAUCAGCUCCCUGAAAAUGGCCGCUGAAGGCUUCCAGCAGGAGCUGGGAUAUCUGAAAGAGGACUUCGCUAAAUUCAAUGUCGACGAGGUGAAGGCACAGCUCCAGAAGCUGGAAGAGAACGGCAAAGUGGUGGAGGAGAUCAAGGAGCAGACGGCCCAAGGGCUGUCAAGGACCGGCUCACGCACCGACUUCUCGGACUUGGUGCAGUGGAAUGCCCUCUGUGAGAUGCUCACAGGCAAGAGCUUCUCCGACACCGAGCGGGACUCCAGGGACGAAGCCUCCAAGGCACUGCUGGGGGCCCUGGGCGUGCUGCCUAAGAAAUACGAGUCCCUCGCAAACCAGCUCUCGGAGUUGCAGCAGCAGCAGCAGCAACAGCAGCAGCAACAGAUGCAGCAGCAGCAGAUGCAGCAGCAAGAGCAGCAGCAGCAGCAACAGCAGCAGAUGCAGCAACAGAAGCAGAAGCAAGCAGGAGGCUUUGCUGAAUUCUCUCCCGAGAUGGCAGCCGAAGUGAAAUCUCUGCUGGAGCGCAUGGACAACCUGCAGAGCCAGAAUGAGCAGGGAAAGGAAUCUCUGCGAACCAUCUCAGACCAGAUGGACAACGUGAAGGAGCAGUGCGAGAAGCUGCAGCAGUCACUGGAUAGAUUGAUAGCCCAUACAUCAGAUAUCCAGAACAUGCGCAACAUGUUAGAAAUGCUGGACGUCACCAAAGCAGACAAGGCGCGAAUACGGGAGGAAAUGAACGUGAAAGCUGACAAGAGUGCCCUGGAGGCCAAGGUGAACCACGGGGAGCUGGUGACGGCCACCAACCAGCUGAGCGAGAUGAUGCAGGAACUGCUGCAGAAGAUGUCCCUCCAGGACAAGGACUGGCAGAAAGCCCUGGAGAAGCUCUUCACUGACAUGGACUGCAAGCUGGACCGGAUGGCCCUGGACCCCGUAAGCAAGCAGCUGGAGGAGGUCUGGAAGUUAGUCAAGAAGUACCUGACGGAGGGGCCCCGCUUUGACGCAGACAGCGCUGCUGGCUUUAAGAAGCAGCUCUUUGAGAGGGUGAAGUGCAUCUCCUGUGACCGGCCAGUGACCAUGAUGACCGGGCCGCACAUGAUCACCAUCCGGAAGGCCACGCUGAGGCCUCGUCCUGCCAGUGCUGCUGGCUACGAGUACCUGGCACGGCAGCAGAUGAAGGAUCAGGAGACACCCGAGAUGAUUGGCAAAGAGCCCCCCCAGACCUGCUGGCAGUGCCAAGCGCAACAGCAGACCUGCAGCAUUAAGCGGCUGUCCAGAUCCCAGGAGCUGAGCACAAUUUACCCUUACGGAGACCCUACAGUCCUCACCUACGACAACACGGAGGUGGACCUUCUAGGCGUGAAUGGCAUUCUCUACAAAGGCCGGGUGGACUCGCAGACCGCCGAGAGGGCUCUUGCUUUGCAGAAGGCAUUUACACUUGCAGCUGUGAAGCCUCCUCGGCCACCUUCUGCGCUCCGGAUGGAGAGGGCCCGCUCCGCCUUUUCCGAUGUCACCCACUAUGUGUCGCCUUACGCACCAUCCUCUGCCCGCAGGCUUGGGCCCGUCGUGACUGCCAGCAACAGCAUCGUCGGCCGGCAGCAGAACGUCACAGUCGAGACCAUCGACAGGGUGGUCAACUCCAACCUCAGCCCCAGCACCAGCCAUUCUGAGCUCGGCGGCGGCGGCGGCGGCGUGGCGGGCCUGUGAGCGGCCUCUGGCCCCCGCCAGGUCCCUCAUGUGCUCCCUCCCCCUCUUGCGCCCCCAAAGGCAGGCCGGUACCAGGGAGUAGCUCCAGGGCGGUCAUCCCACAGGGCCCCUUUCCCUCCCUCCGAGCAGCCUGCAACCCAGCACCUCCCUCAGCCUCCUCCUGGGAUCCCUUCUGGCUUCCAGCAGAGUCCCCACAAAGGGCGGCCCUGCGGGCACUUGGCCCCAUCAGCACCCCUUGGCAAAAGGAAGGUGCCGGCGCCGAGGCUUGUGGGGUGCGCCUGCCUUCCACACGUUGCAGGAUCCCCUGGAGAGCCCAGAGCACCCCUUGCCUUGGGGCACCUGGGCCCAAACUCUAGUGGCGGCGGGCAUGUCAUCCUUCCCACGUGAUGUCCACCCCAUUGAUGAGUAGAGAGGGAGGGCUGGGGAAGGGUCUUAUUGGAACAGUCAAAGGCGUGCCCAGGGGAGGGGCAAGGAGCCCUCCCCUCUCCAUGACAUGAGUCCCUCAGGGCAGCCACAUCCCCCCCUUUCCAGCUCACACCUGGCCAGGCAGGAAGAACAGGUCCUGCAGGCUCGGCAGCCUUCUCCCAUGCACUCCUCCUCUUGAAGUCUGACUCUCCCCUGCUCCCGGCUUUUGGAGAGAAGUGUGCCUGGAAGGAUGGCCCCGUUAUGUCUGACUUAGCCAUCCCUCUAGGACAGAGAGCCCCCCCCCCCCCCGUGUGGGACCCCUGAAGCUACUCCUGCCUCCCGCAGUGGCUGUGAAUUUGAGACGAUUCUGUUAGAUGAGAAAGAGGUUUCAUAAAGGUUCUGUUUCUCUUUUUUCUAA
Molecule: messenger RNA, 3696 nt
Organism: Hemicordylus capensis (graceful crag lizard)
Lineage: Eukaryota; Metazoa; Chordata; Lepidosauria; Squamata; Cordylidae
Gene: C13H16orf96
Product: chromosome 13 C16orf96 homolog
Exons: 16
Coding region: 171-2873 (900 amino acids)
Source: RefSeq, a predicted model, not a curated record